Messenger RNA from Drosophila ficusphila, 1375 nucleotides. Its product is annotated as formylglycine-generating enzyme. Gene Ontology annotation, cellular component: endoplasmic reticulum. The transcript has a single exon. The record is from RefSeq and is a predicted model, not a curated record. Lineage: Eukaryota; Metazoa; Arthropoda; Insecta; Diptera; Drosophilidae. Bases 284 to 1303 code for a protein of 339 amino acids.
UAUAACGGUUUGUUGGUCAAAAAUGGCGAUUUUGUGGAUCUGGCUAAAGACGCUUAUAUUCUGUACGGUCAUUAGGGAUGCCUUUAUUUAAUGAUUUUGCUUUUGGGUAAUGAAUUUUUGGUAAACGAAAUAUGUAUCUCGGCACUCUUAUUGCACUCUUCACAAAAUUGUUAAAAAUUGUUUGAGGUAUAUUUGUAAACAUUUUGAGAAAUACCCUGUGCUUGCAAGCUCCGCAAGAGGUAUUGUGUACGAAAAAAGAAACGGGCACACUGCAUCCACCAAAAUGAAAACAAUCGCUUUACUUAUCUGGAUAAUUUUGUUCCACACCGCCUCCAGUGACUGUGGCUGCCAGAAACUCGAUCGGAAGGCGACUACGAAUAAGGAGUCGCUUCCGGAACAAGUGUGUCAGCAAAGAACGCGGGGUGCGAAUAGUCACUACCGAGAUUACUAUGGAGAAAUGGAGCCGCAGGUGGAGCCGGAGAUUACGGACAUGUCUCUCAUUCCAGGCGGCACCGUGUACAUGGGCACCGACAAUCCACACUUCCCGGCCGAUAGGGAGUCGCCCGAGCGACAGGUCCGGCUGAAGGACUUCUAUCUGGACAAAUUCGAGGUGUCCAAUGACGCCUUCGCAAAAUUCGUGAUAGCCACCAACUACACCACAGAGGCCGAACGCUUUGGCGACAGCUUCCUGUUUAAGACCCUGCUGAGUCCCAUUGAGCAGAGGAACCUCGAGGAUUUCCGCGUGGCGAGCGCUGUUUGGUGGUACAAAGUUUCCGGGGUGAGCUGGAAGCACCCCAACGGCGCGGACAGCAACCUGCAUAAUCUGGGUCGCCAUCCGGUGGUGCACGUCUCGUGGCGCGAUGCAGUGGCUUACUGUACGUGGGCGGGGAAGCGUUUGCCCAGCGAGGCUGAGUGGGAGGCGGCCUGCCGCGGCGGCAAGGAGCGAAAACUGUUUCCCUGGGGCAACAAGUUGAUGCCCAGGAACGAACAUUGGCUGAACAUUUGGCAGGGCGACUUCCCCGAUGGCAACCUGGCCGAAGACGGCUUUGAGUACACUUGCCCAGUGGACGUCUUCCGGCAGAACGUAUACGACUUGCACAAUAUGGUGGGCAACGUAUGGGAGUGGACGGCAGAUCUAUGGGACGCAACCGACGUCAGUGAGAACGCGAAUCGGGUGAAAAAGGGCGGAUCCUUCCUGUGCCACAAGUCCUACUGCUACCGGUACAGGUGCGCGGCCCGCUCCCAAAACACAGAGGACAGCUCGGCCGGCAACCUGGGCUUUCGGUGCGCUAAGAAUGCGUGAACAAAGUUUUGUGAUGAUAACAUUAUUUUGGUACAUACAUUUAAGAAAAUAUAUAAGAAUAAGAAUUCCCAA